This is a messenger RNA of Hirsutella rhossiliensis, 1302 nucleotides long. Its product is annotated as pex2/pex12 domain-containing protein. The record is from RefSeq and is a predicted model, not a curated record. The transcript has a single exon. NCBI's taxonomy places the organism in Eukaryota, Fungi, Ascomycota, Sordariomycetes, Hypocreales, Ophiocordycipitaceae. Gene Ontology annotation, biological process: protein import into peroxisome matrix. Gene Ontology annotation, cellular component: peroxisomal membrane. Gene Ontology annotation, molecular function: zinc ion binding. The coding region runs from base 1 to 1302 and encodes 433 amino acids.
AUGACCGACUCGAGCUUCGCCCAGGCCCAGCAGCGGGUCGUCGCGCGCCGCCAAGCUCGCGAAGCCCAGGCCGCCGCCGCCGCCGCCGCCUCCUCGCGCGCCCACCAGCUCCGCCUCGGGCUGCAACGCCUGCCCUUUCCCCUCAAUCAACUCGGCCCGGUGUGGGAGGCGGCGUCCUCGAGACAAGGCACCCGGCCGGCGUUCCGCGUGGCGCAGGUCGACGCCGAGCUGCUCGACGACGAGCUGGUCGAGCUGCUGAGGGGCCAGGUUGCCGAUGCGCUCAAGUACUUUGGCGGCGGCCACUUGCACGACGACUGGUCGGCCGAGACGCUGCUGGCCCUGCGCGCCGUGCUCUUCAAGCUCACUGUCUGGGACCACGACGCCACCUACGGCGCCGCGCUACAAAACCUCCGGUACACCGACGCCAGAACGGACGGCCCCGUGCUCGUGGCCCCGUCCAGGCUGCAAAAGUCGCUCUACGGACUCGUCACCGUCGUGGGCAAAUACGCGUGGACGCGGUGGGAGGACUGGCUGCUCGACCAAGACGACGGCCACGACCGGCCCAGCAGCCCGCGCAUACGAUUCCUCUCGCGCUGGACCGGGAGGCUGUCGACUGCGCACUCGGCCGCCGCCCUCGUCUCCUUUCUCGUCUUCCUUCUGCGCGGGCGAUACCGCACGCUGCUCGACCGGGUGCUGAGGAUGCGCCUCGCGCCGCCGACGAGCCACGUCAGCCGCGAGGUGUCGUUUGAGUACCUCAACCGCCAGCUCGUCUGGCACGCGCUGACCGAGUUCCUGCUCUUCGUGCUGCCGCUCAUCGGCAUCAACCGGUGGCGGCGCUGGCUCAGCCGCACAUGGCGCAAGACCAAGGACAUGAUGCGCACCGACGGCGACGGCGACUCGGACCCGACCCGGGGCGAAUACGCCUUCCUCCCUGAGCGGACGUGCGCCAUCUGCUACCAGGACCAAAACGCCACGGCGACGACCGAGACGGAGAUGCUGGCGGCGUCGGGGGGCGUCGUGGGGUCUGCGCAGACGGACGUGACGAACCCGUACGAGACGAUGCCGUGCGCCUGCGUCUACUGCUUCGUAUGCUUGGCGACGCGGCUCGAGCGCGAGGAGGGCGAGGGCUGGACGUGUCUGCGGUGCGGCGAGCAUGUCCGCGAGUGCAGGCCGUGGAGCGGAGACGUGCUGGAGCCCGAGCCGCGGCCGAGGAUGUCCAAGGUGAGCUCGGCGGCCAAGACGGUCGCUUUUUCGGAUGAUGUCACGGGGGGCGAGCACGUGGUGGAGGAUGGGAAGUUAUAG